This is a messenger RNA of Fusarium tjaetaba, 564 nucleotides long. RefSeq names its product mitochondrial succinate dehydrogenase subunit C. The transcript has 3 exons. Gene Ontology annotation, molecular function: succinate dehydrogenase activity; electron transfer activity. Gene Ontology annotation, cellular component: membrane. The coding region runs from base 1 to 564 and encodes 187 amino acids. The record is from RefSeq and is a predicted model, not a curated record. Lineage: Eukaryota; Fungi; Ascomycota; Sordariomycetes; Hypocreales; Nectriaceae. Gene Ontology annotation, biological process: tricarboxylic acid cycle; mitochondrial electron transport, succinate to ubiquinone.
AUGCUCGCUCAACGUGUUGGCGUCGCCGCUCUUCGUCAAGGCGCGACCAAGCCCUUCUUCGCCCAGAACAUCCCCAAGGCUGCUCUCGCUGCUGGAAUCUCUACCUCUUCCCCCCUACGCGCUGUCGGUUCUACCAAGGUCUCGCAGCAAGACGGCCACCAGAUCCUCGUCAACCAGCGCCUCAACCGUCCCGUCUCUCCCCAUCUGGCCAUCUACAAGAUCGAGCAGACAUGGUUCGGUAGCUCCGCCUGGAACCGAAUCACCGGCUGCACCCUCUCCGCGACCAUGUACGGCUUCUCCCUCGCCUACCUCGUCGCUCCUCUUGUCGGACUUCACCUCGAGAGCGCAAGCAUCGCCAGCUUCGCUGCUGGUCUCCCCCUCGCCAUCAAGGGCGGCAUCAAGUUCACGCUGGGCUUCCCCUUCGUCUACCACGCCAUCAGCGGCUUCAAGCACCUCCUGUACGACGCUGGCAAGGGUUUCGCCAAGACGACUAUUGUCCAGGCCGACAAGUACAUCUGGGCUGCCAGUUUCCUCGGCGCCAUUGGCCUGGUUGCUUUCCUGUAG